AUGCGGGGAAUGGUGGGGUUUCAACAGCAGACGCAAGUCGCCAGUAAUCAGAAGGUGGAAGUGUUCGUCGAUGGAACGAAGGUGUUGGUUGACCCCGGGACGACGGUAUUACAAGCUUGCUCUUUGGUUGGUGCGGAAAUCCCUCGAUUUUGCUACCAUGAACGUCUUUCGAUCGCUGGAAAUUGUCGGAUGUGUUUGGUUGAAGUGGAGCGGUCUGCAAAGCCCGUGGCUUCGUGCGCAAUGCCCGUUUACAAGGGCAUGAAAAUUAAAACCAACUCACCGAUGACGAAAAAGGCACGCGAGGGUGUUAUGGAAUUUUUGUUGGUAAAUCACCCAUUAGACUGUCCAAUUUGCGAUCAAGGUGGCGAGUGCGAUUUACAAGAUCAAAGCAUGGCUUUCGGCAGUGACAGGAGUCGCUUUACGGAUAAUGCAUACAGUGGCAAGAGGGCGGUCGAGAACAAAGAUUUAGGUCCUUUGGUUAAAACAAUCUUGACCCGUUGCAUCCAGUGCACUCGCUGUGUUAGAUUCAUCAACGAAAUCGCUGGUAUACCAGACCUUGGAACAACGGGCAGAGGAAACGAUCUGCAGAUUGGAACAUAUGUUGAUAAAUUUUUGGCCACUGAACUAUCCGGAAACAUAAUUGACCUGUGUCCCGUUGGAGCUCUCACUUCGAAGCCGUACGCGUUCGUGGCUAGACCAUGGGAAACGCGCAAAACCGAAAGCAUAGACGUAAUGGACGCCCUUGGUUCGAAUAUCGUCGUGUCUCACAGAACAGGCGAAGUCAUGAGAAUCAUCCCAAGGCAGCAUGAAGUAAAUCGCAGUUUCUGCACAUCGCUGAAUUUGUUGCUCACUGAAAGACUGCAUGCACGUACAGAACUGUAUCACAUACGAUUUCUGCUCUUCAUUUCCAGGACCUUCAUAGAGCCAGUAAAAUUUAAACAAGCGACUCUACAAAGCCACACGUUUCGAUGUUCAAAGACCAGUUUUUAUAUUAUGUUUCUUAAGUACUCCUUCACAUGA
Soboliphyme baturini is the source of this 1020-nucleotide messenger RNA. The record is from the annotation of a GenBank genome assembly. Lineage: Eukaryota; Metazoa; Nematoda; Enoplea; Dioctophymatida; Soboliphymatidae.